Molecule: messenger RNA, 1687 nt
Organism: Laetiporus sulphureus 93-53
Lineage: Eukaryota; Fungi; Basidiomycota; Agaricomycetes; Polyporales; Laetiporaceae
Exons: 1
Coding region: 132-1322 (396 amino acids)
Source: RefSeq, a predicted model, not a curated record
AAUACGAGAGUCUGAUUGAUCGACCAUCCAGUUCCCCAUCAAUCCUCCGUGAAUGCGAUGCAUCUCCAACAUUGUCGUAUCAUCACGAGUCUAUCUCAUCAGAACGCGUCACAACACUCGGAGCAACACCAAUGACACCGGCACAGGAAAUCGCAAUCAAACAUGAAACCAAGCCCGCAGAGCCCAUUCCCAACUUUUCUCGCCUUCUCCUGAUCCUACAUGAUCUCCGGAAGCGUGGGAUGUCUCGCCCGUUACGAACCGUCGUCUGCAAUAUGCUUUUGCACCGAUACGGCCGGGAGGUAUUCGUAUCUGCUAGUGUAGAUACCUGGACACAGUAUGCGGCUGCGGCGGAGAGCUUGGGUAUUGUAACGCUUGGCGGUGAGCAGGGGGAUACCUGGAUUUCUCUGAAUGAGACGCGAUUUCUCUCGUUCCAAGCGUAUUUGGAAAAAGUCGAACAGCAGGAGAACAAGCCUGAGGAGCCGCAGCCGCCUUUCAUGCCUACUAUACCUGUGUCCGCGGAACAUGCUAAUGCCGAGUUGCCCGCUGCAAGCCAACUUCGCGAAGACAUUGCACAAGAAACUGGUGCUGUCGAAACACGCGUGUCCAUUGACCCCACUCCUCUCGACUCUAAUGACACGAAGGGACAGUCGUCUGCCCUGCCACCCAUUCCUAUUUAUUACUACGACUUGCUUGUCAUCCUGGAGACGUUCAUGAAGCGUGGCGUAUACUCGCCGUGGUGCGAGGACGUUUCUCACGCCCUUUUACAGCGAAAUCCGAAUAUCUAUCAAUAUGCUGGCGUGGAAACUUGGGAAGCAUACGCAAUUCAGGCAUCCAAGCUAUGCAUGGUCGUCCUCGGGUCAUCAAACGGGGCCGACUGGAUUGCACUGAAGCCUUCUUGGUACGAUGUAGUCCCAGCAAGCUAUGCGGCAGAGGUGCACGACCAUGUCUCCGGCUCCGCGGUGGAAGCUCUGUCUGUUCAGCCAACGCUGAUGCUCGACCAUCCACAUUCACCGACAUCGAGCGUAUCGCCGCAAGAUGGACAUACACAAACAACGCUGUCAUCCCUUGCACCCCAUUUCUUGGCACUUGUUACGGUGCUGGAGAGGUUCAGACGACAAAAUAUUACGCAUCCCAUGCGCUCCAAAGUGAACGCUGCGCUCAUGGAAGAGGAUCCGAAUGCGUUUCAAUGGGCAGGAGUGACGCGUUGGAAAGAAUUUGCCGACUUGGCCGUACAAGAAGGUAUUGUCGUCUUGGGCGGGUUGCGAGCGGCGCCAUGGAUUUCUUUGGAACCUACAUGGCACGGCAAAGUUCACCCUCACUGAUCCACUUAGCCUCAGCACGCAUGCACGACGGAUCCUUUCUGUCCACGAAUUGGUCACGAAUUGUUAUGGAGGUGCUGAUAUACACACUAUUUGGGUGAAUGGAGGAUGUCGGUGACUAGCGGAUACAGUGUCUUUCGAAUUCGCACUACAAUUACUUGUUCGCCCAGAUGUGGAUGUAUGUAAUAAUACUUGAUAUGCACACAAGAUACCCGGUAUAUCGCCCUAUUUGAAUGCUGAGCUUCACAUGCACCCAGAUGUCACGUUGGGCUCACAAGCACUUCCAACAACAAUUCUUUUGCAAUGGCCUAACCUGAUGCACCGAGGGUCGUCCAUACUUUGAGAACGUCGUCGAGCUCGUCGAACUC